This is a messenger RNA of Populus euphratica (Euphrates poplar), 1993 nucleotides long. RefSeq lists its product as uncharacterized. The record is from RefSeq and is a predicted model, not a curated record. Gene Ontology annotation, molecular function: microtubule binding. The transcript is spliced from 8 exons. NCBI's taxonomy places the organism in Eukaryota, Viridiplantae, Streptophyta, Magnoliopsida, Malpighiales, Salicaceae. Gene Ontology annotation, biological process: microtubule cytoskeleton organization. The coding region runs from base 534 to 1748 and encodes 404 amino acids.
AAUCGUGAAGCGAGUAACGGCGUGUAAUGUGAUGACAGAGGGAACACCGACGAGAUGCCCUUAGAAACAAGAGUAUAAAAUAAACCAGUAACAGAAACAAACACGCAGCUCCACAACGCAAGCAGAAAGCGAAGAACUAAUAGCCAAAACAACAACAACGAACACACAGGGAAGAAGCCUUGGUGUUGUUUCCAUAUUCUUCCUUAACGGAUCGGGCUCAAAACCGUUCUAAUUCAUUAUUGGAUUUUUGCUUCUUCGAUCUUCUCGGUGUCGUUUUGCUUCCUCCUUUAGUUCUUGUCAUCUCUUCGAUCUAUCUUUGAUUUAGUUUUGUUUUUUUGGAUUUUUACCGGAGAAUCUUACCUUUUCUUUUCUUUUUAGUUUGCAAAACAAAUCUGAUUCUAUGUUUGUUUGGUUACUGAGAAAAUGCAGCAAAGGAAACUGACAAAAAAUUAAAGCUUCAUUGUUCUAAGUACAGUGGAGUUAUUCCUAGAGAGUGGAAGAGAUAAUGUCUAGUUGUUUUCUUAUAGUGUGAAAUGGGCAUAGAAGUUACUGACGACUGCAUGGACAAGGAGCCAAAUUGUGUCAUCGUUUAUUCAAAUGGUGUCUCCUACGAUCCAACUCAUGAAACUGUUCCUGACGACCAUGGUGUUCUGGAAUCCUAUGAACCUAUCAAUGGUGUUCCAGAGCUCCAUAGCUCAGAGGAGAGUACUGAAGCGAAGGAAUAUGUGGUGAAGGAAUGUACCACUGAAGUCUCAGUUGAGGUUACUGAGCUUUCCCAUGCUGAAAAAAGCAAGGAAGACCAGACUGUAGUAUGCUCAAAUUUUGAGGAUGGCUUGAAAGUGGAAAAGGUCAAAGCACUAAACCGAAAAUCUAAGGAUAUCAGUCAGAAAAAAUCGUCUACAAAGCGUGCAUCAAAACCUGCUCCUGCUGGACAUGCUCGAACAAAACAUACUGUUCCGCAGCCAUUUGCCCUAGCAACUGAAAAGCGUGCUUCACUGGGAAUGCGUCCUUCUGGCGAGCCUGAUAUCACCAAUGGUGUAAGCAACUCAUUCAAGGCAAACAAUGUGCUACGUCCAAACCCUAUAAAGCAGAACCAGCCACUUUCUGUGUCAAGGAAGCCAUUGCAACCAAAUAAUAAGAAGCAUCCAGAUGAGGAAGAUAAUUGUUCUGUCACUUCCUCCACCACAGCAUCUGCACGGCCUGCUAAGUCCAAGCCAAUUGCUGUGGCAGUCCCUGUAUUUAGAUGCAAUGAACGUGCUGAAAAGCGGAAGGAGUUCUAUUCAAAAUUAGAGGAAAAGCAUCUAGCAUUGGAGGCUGAGAAAACCCAAAGUGAAGCAAGGACCAAGGAAGAGAAGGAGGCAGCCAUCAAGCAACUGAGGAAGAGUUUGAUGUUUAAGGCUAGCCCAAUGCCAAGUUUCUACCAUGAAGGACCACCGCCUAAGGUUGAACUAAAAAAGCUGCCACCAACACGUGCAAAAUCACCAAAAUUGGGCCGAAGGAAGAGCUGCAGUAAUGGAGUGAAUUCAUCUCAGCCAGACAGAGUGAAAGGAGCUUGUGGUGAUGGAAAUAACCAAAGUCAGGGUAUUUUCAGAGAAGAUGCCAGCAACCCUGUUUCUCAGCACAGUAUCCCAAAAGGCCAUGUCAUUUGCAAAUUUGAAGAUGAAACUAGGCAAAUGGAAGGGAUAGAUGAGUUGAUUCCACUUGAGGUAAGUGGACAGAGUUUUGCAGGCAUUGGUCUUAAGUCUUAAUAUGGUGGUGAGUUCUUAAUUCUUAAUUUACGAGAAGACAAAAUGUCCCCAUUUUUCUCCUUCUGCGACUGCUUGAAGAAUGUGAAUGUUGUUCCCUUUUAAGUUGCAAGGACUUGUUGCGGUGUUUAUGUAAUGUAUCAAGUGUAAAUUUCCUGUAACUUAUGCUAUCUAUGUAAAGCAUUCCCUUUUUUCUGUAAACGGCUUGCAUUUUGCACUUUUGUUGGGUAAUCUUCACUGCUGGGGAU